Cataglyphis hispanica is the source of this 2982-nucleotide messenger RNA. Its product is annotated as G protein-activated inward rectifier potassium channel 3-like. Lineage: Eukaryota; Metazoa; Arthropoda; Insecta; Hymenoptera; Formicidae. The record is from RefSeq and is a predicted model, not a curated record. The transcript has 11 exons. The coding region runs from base 568 to 2439 and encodes 623 amino acids. Gene Ontology annotation, cellular component: plasma membrane. Gene Ontology annotation, molecular function: inward rectifier potassium channel activity. Gene Ontology annotation, biological process: potassium ion import across plasma membrane; regulation of monoatomic ion transmembrane transport.
CGCUCGCCCACGCGCACUCUUACGAUUUAUUUUCGCUUAGCGGAUUCUCGUGGCGAUCAUACUUUGCCGCAAUCUCGGCAAAAGAGUCACGAUCGAGCGCGCAAAAUGACGACUGCCGAUUUCGAAGAAAUUAUAGAUCAAUAGUUUUCGUGAAUUUUCGAUAAAAUUUGCGAAUUUAUACGUGUUUAUUGUAUGUUGAAAGUGUUAAAAAAAAAGAAUCUUUGUUACAAUUAAAUAUGGCAUGCCGAUAAUACGAUUUUACGUGACGUGUUGAAUGAGUUUGUGUUUUGAGUGAUGAAACCGCGAUCGUGAAAUACACAAGAUCAGAUUGAUAAAAUGCUCAUUCGGCAUAUAAAAAAAGAAUUGAUUAAUUAAUAGAUAUAUAUAUAUAAUAUAAAAAAAUGAUACAUUGAAUAAGUUAAAUCAAGCAAGAAUAAGUGUCAAUUAAAAAUAAAAAAUACAAAUAAGACUGAAAAUGGAUUAAGAGAAGAUCGAAGAAUAGUGGCCCCUGAGGACAAACCCUCAAUUACCAUAGGUCCCACAACUGCAUUCUUGAACGAAUUAUUAAUGCAUACGUCGAUGCCGGCAGCCACAGUCGCAGUAAAUUUAUGCGGUGAAGAUUCCGCGGAGGAGACAGGUGAAACUGUCAAUCAGAAGAAACGUGAUAUUUUGAGCACAUUUAAGAGAAGAGCCUGUAACCGAAUUAGCUUUAAGGGCGAAUCGGGUCCUCUACUAAGAUAUCGUCAAGCCAGAUUUAGUUCCAGAAGAGUUCGAAAAAGAGUUGUCUUUAAACACGGCGACUGUAAUGUUGUACAGGGAAAUGUCGCCAAACGACGUCGGCGUUAUCUUCAGGAUAUCUUUACAACGCUGGUAGAUGCGCAAUGGCGAUGGACGCUUUUAGUGUUUUCCAUGAAUUUUUUGUUAUCUUGGCUGGGCUUUGCCCUCAUAUGGUGGUUAAUCGCGUACAGUCAUGGAGAUCUUGAUUUCAACAAUUAUAAUAAUCACACUUUUAUUCCCUGUGUCGAGGAUAUACGCAGCUUCACCAGCUGUUUUCUCUUCUCUGUCGAGACGCAGCAUACAAUCGGAUACGGGGCAAAGCAUACGACAGAUGAAUGUCCCGAAGCAAUUUUUACAUUAUGCAUUCAAUCGAUGACUGGAGUGAUCCUUCAGGCCUUUAUGGUCGGCAUCGUGUUCGCCAAAUUAUCGCGUCCUAAAAAGCGCACACAAACUUUGCUCUUCUCGCGCAAUGCUGUCAUCUGUCAACGAGACGGCCAGCCUUGUCUGAUGUUUCGCGUCGGUGAUAUGCGCAAGAGCCACAUCAUCGAAGCCCACGUUCGCGCUCAGAUGAUCAAGAGAAAGAUUACGAAGGAAGGUGAAUUAUUGCCGUUCUUCCAGACGGAAUUGAAAGUGGGUGGCGACGGCGAGGAGGAUAAGAUCUUCUUUAUUUGGCCCACCACGAUUGUUCACAAGAUUGAUCGACAUUCGCCACUUUAUAGAAUAUCAGCCAGCGACAUGCUGCAAGAGCGGUUCGAGAUCGUCGUGAUGUUAGAAGGAGUGAUUGAAUCCACUGGUAUGACAACACAAGCGAGAAGCUCGUAUCUGCCAUCGGAGAUUUUGUGGGGUCAUCGAUUCCAAUCCAUCAUUUCCUUUCGCAAAGACACCGGCGAGUACGAGGUCAAUUACAGUCUUUUUAAUAACACGUAUGAGGUGGACACUCCACUCUGCUCCGCCGCCGAUCUCGAUCGUAUCCGAGCUAUACAUCGCAAUACAAAAGCUGAACGUCUUAAUUCAAAUGCGUUCCCGGAAUAUCGCGAUACUUCCAGCAGCAGUUCAUUAACUAUAACUUCUGGAUCGAGUUUAGAAUCUUCAACUGGCGGCUUACACAUGCAAGUACCGGCGACAACACCCGUGAAUCCGAUUCCGGUGCUAAUCACCGCACCAGAUGGUUCCUGUAGACGAGAGAGCAUCAACAUGCCCUCCGAUAUACCACAGUCACAUUUUUACGAGCAGAAUGAGAUGACAAAAGGGCAACACGAUAUCGAGAAUUCAAAGGAUCAAAAUUACGAUUGCGUUUUACAAAAUAUUAAUGCGUCUUUGUGGCAAAGCAAUGAACAAAAUGGGAAGGAAGACAGCAUGCAACAAAGUGAGUCGAAGACAACAUUAGAUUCGAGAGGAAGUGACAAAGCAAAUUCCAGAUCAAUCACAGAGGAAGAUGAAAAUGAUCCAAAGAAAUCAUCUUAUAGAAGCAGUCCGGAUAUUAGACAAAGGAGUUUUGUAGACUCUACAGAGAUGCAGUAUUCCAAUACAUUUAGAAGAGCCAGCUUGUGCGAUGAUUAUAAAAUCAAAAAUUUUUCCAAAAAGACAAGUUUUAAUAUCAACGACAAAACGCUCGCGAAACGUACUCAUUCCCAAAACACAAGUCCAACCAAGCAAACGUAGGAAACAGUUAUUUCGAAAAUCGAUGGAAAAUUAUGUUUUAUACGAAACUUCGAAAAAUAGCGGAAGAAAUCUUCUAAUAAUCUACAAAUAAUCCGAGAAAAAUUUAUUGUAUAUAUUGAUUAAAGACAUUUCUUAGAAAAUAACGAAGUGGAACACUUAGAAUUUCCCAUUUGGAUACACUAACACAGAGAAUCUAUAGAUCCGCAAAUCUAUAUAGGGUUAAUAAAGACUUUCAUGUGUCCUCGCGUGCCGUUGGGAUCUGUUUCCGGCAUGGGAGGAAACAUGCGGAGAGCAUGUGCGAAGCGAUGACAUUAAAAGAGAUUAUUUUAUACAUGUAAUAAUUCGAUAUCAUAUAUACAAAAUUGUAUUUAAAAUUUUAUGCGUUAAGUAUACAAAUAAUAGUUACAAAUAAUAUUAUAUAGAUAUAUUUUAUAGAUAUAGAGAUAUAGCUUGUGAUAUAGAUGUUAAAUACAUAAUGUAUUUUAAUAAUAUUAUAAGUAAUUUUGUUAUAAUAUAUAAUAGGUACAAGAUAAUAUAAUAAUU